AUGACGGGAAUCUUAAGUACUCUUGUAAGAUUUUAUAAUUAUACUAUUUGUCAAAUUGAAAUUGUUUCUUUUCGCGGGAAUCUUAUGUGUUAUAUAAUGUUAUAUAUUUUAGUUAUCGGUAUGUUUUUUUGUGUAAUAGUUCAAUUUCCAUGUUCAGGGAUUAUUCUUUUGUAUUUUAGGCACUUCUUUUUAAGCACGGAAAAAGAGCCGACUUAAUUACACACGGUAAUUAUAUAAGAGCAGAAUCUUUUAUAUUUUAUGUAACAUGCUCUGACUACAUUCAAAAAUUUUUUAUACGUUUUUCAAGCGGCAAACAAACUUAAGAAGUAUGUUUAGUGCUUUAUUUGUAAAAUUAUGCUAAAAUGAAGAGCUUUACGCUGGUACGCCAAAGAGAAAAUGAUAUCUGAAAUUCGGUAAAUAUUGUAAAAUGAAGAGAAUGUAGCCCUGUGUCUGUGAAGUUCGCAAAUUUUGUAUAUAUUUGUAAUACGCGCGGUAAGAAUCAAACUUUGCAAUUUUACUCAUUUUAAGAUGCUCUUUCCAGCUGUGGUAAUGGAUUCGUUCUUCUUGUCCAGAUCAAAAUUUCGUCUAUAGCUGGAAUCAACCAUUGGCAUUGUUAAUUCUAUAAUAGCUAUAAAUGUAUGUGUGUUUUUAGCCAGAACAGUUCGUGAGACAGUUGAAUCUUGUGAUAUCCUGACAGUUAAUAACAGUUUGUUAAGAAAACUUUAUGUCAAGUUAAUUCAGGUCAGUGUCGUGUAAUUUCUCCUUUUUUUUUAAAACUCAAAGAAACCAUUAAUUUAGUCUUUCUUACCAUUACAGAGACUGGGGCUUACUUUUUUAAAACCAAGGCUUGCAGCCUGGAGGUAAUGUGUGACAAGUUAUCAAAAAGCGAGGCUCUCCAUUGUUAUGUGUUUCAGAUUCAGAUUUUAUCUCUUACAUUCUGUUUUAUCAACUUAAUUAAAGGUAUAAGAGGGGAACCAGAUCACUAUCGCAUAAUCUCGCAAAAUCUGUACAAGUACGAUAAUAUUUAUUGCUUUGGUAAUGUGUUCAUUCGAAAUUUUAUCACUGACGCUGUAUCUUUUAAAUACUAGAUAAUUAAGUAGUGAACUUUAGUAUAAUUUUUUUCAGGAAAAAACUAUAACAGAUAUCCAAGUCAUGGAAAACGAAAAAGUAAUUAAAAUGUUUUAGCAUGUUACAGUAGUAGGAUGUUACAAAAUGUUAAUUUAAUGUUUCGUGUUGAUAACAUGUUAAUGUCAUAAAAACCUUAGUAUCCAGUAUAAAUGUUAACUACGUAUUUUAUUUUAGCAAUCGGAUGAAAACUUUGAUGUCCCGGAAGAUAUCGAAGAUAUUAUUGGUAUGAAACGUCUUGCUGUCUUAUCUACAUCUAAAGGAGCUCUGUGCGAACGGGAAAGUUUUUUCUGAAAAAAAAAACACCGUUACUUUUCUUAUGUUGAUGACAGAAUAUUGAAAUAUUUCUCGACAGAAAGGGUGGAUUUUCACUCGUUGAAAUAUUUCUCUUGAUUUCUUUGGAAUUGUGACCAUCCGGAUAAAUCAGUUCUACUUCACCGCUCACAAUUCAAAAGAAAUUGAGCGAAACAUUUUGCUGUCGAAAUUUUUCUUGCGAGUGGAAAUCCAGCUUAAACUGUGAACAAGAAAAUUUGAUCAUCAUCACUUCAACUUGCUCGACUAUACGGUGUUUUAUAGUACAGUCAGCCUUGUGAUUUAUCUCCUAUCCACAUCGUCAAAUAUAGCUUGCCCGUUGGAAACUAAAGCAAACAAUACGCGUAUAGCAAACUUAAUAAAUUCAAAUUUAGUUUAGUAAUAAUUGUAAUCAAUUUUUUGUUCUUUUUCGUACUUUCUAGAGAUACUGUUGAUAGGUUUGAAAGAGAAGGAUACCAUUGUAAGAUGGUCAGCAGCGAAAGGGUAAUAAUUCUGUGAAAGUUAUGAAUUUCAUUUGUGUGACAUAUUCUUCUAAGUUUUGGACUCAUCUUUGUUUGACAUGUUAUGUAGAGUUGGUAGAAUAACAGGCAGACUUCCCAAGGAACUUGCUGAUGAUAUUGUUGGUGCUGUAUUAGAUUUAUUCAGGUAACAUAAAAAGCAUGGUGAUGGUAAAGAUUGCAUGGUUAUAUAAGAAGCAUGGUGAUGGUGAUGAUUGUGGUUAUGAUGGUGAUGGUGUAGCGUAUCCCAAAAAAUUGUUCCUUUUACAAUAUCACAAUAACAAGAAAUUUACUAUGAUUAAGCGCUUUGGGAACAAAACAAUUGAAUUGGGCAGAAGCACUAGGGUGUGAGCAUGUUAUUUCAAUAGGAAAAAGCAUUUAAAGUUACCUACUGCAUCAUGACAAGAACGAUUUGUUUUGCCAUGGUUUUUGCAUAUAUUUAAACCCCAUAAUAGGAAUACAUGUAAAUUAUGUUGGGUGUUCCCAUUUAUAAACGGAACAGCAAUUAAAAAGGAACAAAUCGUUCCUACUUCAAUUUGGUUGUUCCGUUUAUAAUAUGUUCCGCAAAGCGGAACUGAUUGGGAACAACUUGUAUUAGGAACACUUAAUCUGUUCCUUUUCAUGGUUCCUUUGCUUAGGAACAAAAUGUUCCGCGAAGCGGAACAUUAAUAUUCUAACUAGGUUAGCAAACUGGAACAAUUUGUUAUGCACAUAUUGCUAGCUUUUGUUGUUCCGUUUUAUUGUUCUGUUUUAUUGUUCCUUUAAAGCCAACAUUCCUCUAUUUUAAUCUUGCCAUUUAUUUCGCAAAAUAACACAAUAAUAUAUUGCACUUGGGUCUAUUUAUUUAACAUAUAAGAUUAAUACUUCGCAUAUGCAUACUAAUGCGUGUGUGUUGUGUUCACUAUAAAAAGCAAAGUAAUUUGAUCGCUAAGCAUUUUGUCGAGUUUUUAUGUUUGCACGAAGAAAAUCUAAAGUAGAUUGGAAGUUAGUCGACGGUGCGUUUACUAAACAGAGACGAUUGCAUUUGGUCAAAGACAGAGAUGGGUUAGAUCAUUGUCCAGUAACGGGCUGCGAGCAUCCAGGAUUUGCAAGUCAAAGAGGUUGUCGUAAACAUGUGAAAAUAAAACAUGGUUGGUAUUACUAUUUCGACGAGAAGCCCAAUGUAUCGAUGGACCUUUUCGACACUUCGCUGUCUGCUGCGAAUGGAACUAACGAAAAAGCUUCCAGAACAGUUCCUGGCUGCUCAACAGAUAAUGAAUUCGCUCGUUCGUUUUCGCAGUGGCUUCAAAGCAGCUGUGGCGGGGGCAAGUCUCCUAAACAAUCGGACAUUUCAGUCACGAGAGCUUUAAAGUUCGUAAAGUUUUGCUGCGACGAGAGUGGCGACGCCGAGGAAGAUGUCCUAACUUCCCCUAAUUUAAUCGACUACGCCUUGGGAUCUCCAAAACUGUUGACAAAAUUCGUGGACAGUCUAAAAGAAAAGUGGGGUCUUGGACAAUCAGGACAAAUAUCCUAUGUCACAAGCAUUUCAGAUUUACUAGAUUUUCGCAAAUUUAACCGUCCCCCUGCAUCAGUGCUUCAAAAUUUUGCCGUUACUGAGGUUUAUGUGAAGAGAGCGCGAAAGUGCUUAGGGAAGAGCAUGAGAUCAAAUUGGACAACCGAAUUAGACAUAGAAACCCUCGAAUCGCGUAGAAGUUGGGCUACUCUUUCCGAAGUUCAAUCUGUAAUACCAUUUCACGUAGAACGUUAUGAAUCCGUGUUGGAAAAGUGUAUGGCAUGUUCUUCUUCAGUCAAAACCGGUGACGUCACGUUUGCCACCCGAUUCGUAGCCGCUUACAUGUUCCUGAAAGUAAAAGGCUGCCGUCCUAUGACAUACCAGCAUCUGACCUUGCGAAUGUUUGAAAGUGCAAAGAGAAACGAAGGAAUGGUUGAUCAGACAAUUUUCAAGACAGCUAAAAAAUACGGGUUUGAUAGUGUGUACUUUGACGAAUGCAGCAUGGAGAUAUUGGGAAAAUAUAUAAC
Molecule: messenger RNA, 3953 nt
Organism: Paramuricea clavata
Lineage: Eukaryota; Metazoa; Cnidaria; Anthozoa; Malacalcyonacea; Plexauridae
Source: the annotation of a GenBank genome assembly